AUGUCUUCUUCUGAAGAUGAAGAUGUGCUAGCACUGGUAAAUCUCGCUAAUAUACAGAGGGUUAGACGUUACUGGGUACAUCCGGUAUGGCUAAGCAAUGAAGACAAUCGAUUUUUUAAAAUAAUGGAGGACCUACACAAUUACCCAGAUCGUUUUGUCACAGUGUAUAAAAUGACUCCACAGUGUUUUAAUAUUAUCAUGUCCAAAGUGAGAAAUGCUUUACAGAGAAAGCACACAAAUUGGAGAGUAUCUAUUAGUGCUGAAGAAAGAUUACUUAUAACGUUAAGGUAUUUCGCAGAUGGGUGUUCAUUUAAAUCGCUGUCAGUUUACUUUCUACGAGGAAAAUCUACAAUUCGAGAAAUAGUACAUAAUACCUGUCAAGUUCUAUGGCAAACAUUACAACCCGAAUAUAUGCCUACACCCAAUGUAGAAAAAUGGCUAGAGAUAGUUGCGCGUUUCCAUACUCUUUGGAAUUUACCGAAUUGUGUGGGAAGUCUGGAUGGCAAACAUAUUAGAAUAAAAGCUCCAUCUAACACGGGAUCAGCGUACAUAAAUUACAAAGGAUACUUUUCGAUUGUGUUAUUAGCAUUGGUAGACGCUGACGGGUUAUUCGUAACGAUAGAUGUUGGGGAAAACGGGAGAAAUAGUGACGGGCGUGCAUUUCAAGCCAGUGCUCUCGGACAAGCAAUGCAGCGUGAAGACCUUAAUUUACCGGACCAUAGUCCAUUGCCCGGAGAAGUACAACCUAUGCCAUAUUAUUUUGUGGCAGAUGAAGCUUUCUCUCUGAAAAAAAAAAACGUAAUGAAACCUUAUUCGCGGAAUCAAUUGACAAAUGAUAGAAGAAUAUUCAAUAACAGACUAAGCAGAGGACGGAAAUCAGUAGAAUGUGCCUUUGGAAUGGCAAGGACUAAAUUUCAAGGACUGAGCAUGUCCAUGUGCUGUGAACCUGCUAAAGCUGAUGUAAUUAUACAAGCAAUGUGUAUAUUGCACAAUGUUAUUCGAAGAUGCGAUGGAAAAUUUACAGCGCCAUACAUCCAAAAUACGUUGUUGGAACAAGAAUUGAUUCACUAUACAGAGAAACUGCAGAUGGUGUCAGGGAAUACCUCACCAACUAUUUUGUAA
Molecule: messenger RNA, 1122 nt
Organism: Spodoptera frugiperda (fall armyworm)
Lineage: Eukaryota; Metazoa; Arthropoda; Insecta; Lepidoptera; Noctuidae
Product: putative nuclease HARBI1
Exons: 2
Coding region: 1-1122 (373 amino acids)
Source: RefSeq, a predicted model, not a curated record